Molecule: messenger RNA, 3179 nt
Organism: Striga asiatica
Lineage: Eukaryota; Viridiplantae; Streptophyta; Magnoliopsida; Lamiales; Orobanchaceae
Source: the annotation of a GenBank genome assembly
UUUUGUUGUUGAUUUAAAGAAGUUCCUUUACCUAUGUAUCCAGAAAUGUCAUCACGUAUCAGCCAUGUGAAUGUUUUCCAUUUUUCUUCUUCUUCUUCUUCUGCUACGAUUGAAGCGGCUUAGAUCUGUAUAUUUUCUCACACACCUUAUCAGUUAUUAUUCUCUUGGCAUCAUAUUUUCGUCAAAUCACGCGUUCUUGCUCAGAAAUUCGUCAAUAUAUACUGUUUGGAGGGUUAAGAUUCAAGAAAAGAACACUCUGGUAAGUCUUGAUUUGUCGAUUUUGUUUUAUGCUAAUUAGUAGUAUUUUGUGUCUUUUUUUUUUGGUGGGCUUGUUUGAUUCGAUAUCGGUUUCUCAUCGUUUGAUGGUAAAUAGCAAAGCUGAAAUUGUUUUUGAUGAAGUAAAGUUAGAUCUUUUUCGUUCUUCUUAUUGGGCGAUAUACCAAUUUUGGUCAGAAAAUAUCAGCUCUGAAGACAGUGGGCAGUCAAUCGUUUUCCUCUUCUCAUAUUAAACUUAAUUUUGAAACUUUUUUAAUUUUGUAAUUGUUAUCUUCCUAACCCCACCAUCGGCACCGGUAAUCACACAAAGCGUCUCACAGAAAUGGCGGUGGGGAUGGUGUGCCGGUGGCCCUGUGGCACGCGUGAGUAGUUGACUGCCACUAUGCCACACGUGUCAUCUGCUCACAUAAAAAACUAUAGAAGAAGAAAAAAUGUUUCCUAUUGAUUUGAAUAUUUCUGUGAUGGUGACUCAAUUAUUACAUUAUUACAAGUAGCGCAUAAUGUAUACCUUGCUCCACUGUCUCCUCUAACCUCUCCCUAGCUUAGUUGAGCCCAUUGAAUUUUGAUAACCAAUGGCCUUUCCACAAGGGAAUUGUUCAAGAAAAACCAAAGAUUGAAUUUUUCCAAACAAUUUGCUUAUUAAACGUUUGAUUUCAGAAGAUAUAUCUGCCCACUGGGAUACUCUUGCUGUGAGAAUUUCUCUUGUUACAUCUUUCAAUUCAAAUUAUUCAAUUAGACUAACAGAAAAAGGACCACUUCAAUCACCUUUUAGAUGAUCCUUUGUUCCUCUCUAUUAUCGCUUGUGUACUAGUCCAAUCAGGAAGCAUUUGUGAAGUCAAACCUAUGCAUAGCUUCAUCUAAGGCUGAGCUUUUAUAGCCUUUAUGAGCCCAAUUGCACUGCUUGCUCUAGGCCCUAUAAAAUACACAUCUUUUUCUUUUUAGAUUAUCUUUCUAGACAAAAAACUCGCUUGAAUGUUCCAUUCUUUUUCAGUUUCACUUUCUUUGUCAAAUAUCUGAAUCCUGUAUUAUCACGACUUUCUUGGUGGAUUUAUUUUGACUGUAUUAUUCCACUGAUCAAAUACUUCAAGAAUUACAAUACCUCCUUAGUUCAACAUCUUAACCUGAUACAUUUUCUAUUUUCCCUUCUCCCAGAACUCUUUUCCCCUAAAAAAAUGAAGGGCAACACCAUAAGAUCUGCAACCGACCCAAUAUCCGACCUCCCAAACACCAUAAUCGACACAAUCCUCAGCUGUCUGCCCUUACGUGACGUGGUCCGAACAAGCAUCCUUUCCCGCCAAUGGCGCCACAAGUGGAUCUCGUGCCCCGAGCUCGUGUUUGACUUCUGGUUUGACCAAAUGUUCCUCGGCGGCCACCAGCUCGAGCCCCUCGUCUACCAAAUACUCAAACUCCACAAGGGCCCACUCCUCAAAUUCGUCCUCCAAGUUCCCGACCUCAAGAGCAGUCCCGACAUUGACCAUUGGGUCAACCUUUUACCGGACAACACUCUACAGGACCUAACCCUUCACGUCUCACGAGGAGAGACCCAUAGGCUGACCCCGGAUUUGUUCAGGUUCGAGAAUUUGAGGCAUUUGAAGCUUUAUAACUGUGUUUUUGAUCCGGUGCUUGGGUUUAAGGGAUUUGGGAAGUUGACGAGCCUCGAGCUCCAACGAGUGGAGCUUGUUCCGGAUAAAUUUGGGGAGUUUAUUGUUUUUUGCGCGUGUCUCGAGAGGCUGAGGCUGGUACAGUGCACGAGCUUUGACCGUUUGGAGAUUAAUGGGUCAAAGUUGGAAUCUUUUGAGUUUCACGGGGUUUUUAAGUCGGUGGUGUUUGAAAAUUGUUCGGUCUUGAGGGAUGUGAAGCUAACUUUCUCGUCCAUGGAGUUUAAGAGUGGGAAUCGGUUUUCUUUGGAUUUGUUUAAGUCGUUGAGCGAGUUGCCUGCGCUCGAGGAACUGCAGUUGCAAGCUUAUGCUUUGGAGGACCUUGUUGAGAAUGGUGCACCAGAAAAGCUGCCCCUCUCGCUGAGAAUGCUUAAAAACCUUCACCUUUCGGAUAUGUAUUUCGAAAAGAUUGAGGAGAUAUCGUGUGCCAUUUGCUUCAUUCGGAGCUGCCCCAAUUUACACAGGCUUAAAAUCACUGCUUUCACACUGGACGUUGUGGAUUCUGUGGCGGACUUCCUCAGAUCACAAAGAAGCUCCGAGACUUUUACACAGCUGAGAACGGUGAAAAUGCAAUUAUUUUCCGGAACUGAGGCCGAAAUGGAAUUUGUGAAAUAUCUAUUGGCAUCUGCCACUGCACUGGAGGAAAUGACGAUAACGCCCCACACUGGUAGUGUGACGGAUGGUGGAGAGUCCAUACUGAAGGAGCUUAAGCAGUACCCUCGAGCAUCACCCACUGCUGAAAUAUUCAGUUCGGAGAAAAAUUACGGGAGGAAGCAGGUUUAGUUUUUUUUUUUUUUUUUAUUUAAUCUGUUUUGUGUAAUUAUUGCUUUUAUUUUAUCUAUAGGCACUUCAGGUUCAGGGUUUGCUGUGUUGCUGGUUGUUUUUUUAGUACAUAUUGAUGAGGAUGUGAGCUGGAGUUAGAGAGCUUUGUUAUGUUUUUGAGGGUUAUCUUUCUCUUUUUCAUUCCUUCUUCUGUAUAUUUGUAACAUCAUCAUCAUGACAUCAUGGGCUGGAAAUGGUGAUUUGUAAUAUAAAUAUGAGCCAUUAGUUUGUUUGGUUUUUACGUUUCAUCUCAGCCUCUAUUUAUAUAAAGUUAUGAAUAUGGGGAUUUUAUUGUGUCUGUGUGUGUGUAAUCAAAUGGAAUAUUCGAUGAUGGCUGUGACCGACCUAUCUUGUUUGUGUGUGUGUUUGUUUUCUUUUUCUCUUUAGUGGCAUUAUUCAUAAUGAUGUCUGGUUAGGCAGCUG